AUGGCCGUCACCAAUGCUUCCAUCGCUUCUUUCUUCGCCGUCCACGCAACCAAGCUUUCCGAUCCGCUCUCCAUUCCUCUACCAUCAUCUCUCUCGUUCACCCUCCGCUCCUCCCUCAGGAACAAGAAUAUUAUACAUGCUUCUUCUUAUGACUUGAAUGCAGUUGAUUCAGCUUCACCGAAAUCCAAUAAAAACCUUGAUAGUGUUCCAAUGCCAAUAGUUCUGAUUGAUCAAGACUCACAUUCUGAAGCAACACUUGUGCAACUUAGCUUUGGCGAUCGCCUUGGAGCUCUUCUUGACACGAUGAAAGCAUUAAAAGAUUUGGGACUGGAUGUUUCAAAGGGAACUGUCUCUACGGAGGGACCAGUGAAGCAAACCAAAUUUUUUAUUACACAAUCAGAUACUGGGCGUAAAGUUGAAAAUCCUGAUAUGUUAGAGAGAAUUCGACUUACCAUUAUCAACAAUCUGUUGCAGUAUCAUCCUGAGUCCAGUGAACUUCUAGCGAUGGGUGAAGUGUUUGGUCUAAAGGAUCCAAAAAAGAAGCUUGAUAUUGAAAUUGCAACUCAUAUUCAAGUUAAGGAAGAUGGACCCAAGAGGAGCUUGUUGUGCAUCGAGACAGCAGAUAGGCCGGGAUUGCUAGUUGAAAUAAUCAAAGUCAUUGCAGAUGUGAACAUUGAUGUUGAGUCUGCCGAGAUCGACACAGAAGGUUUGGUCGCCAAGGAUAAAUUUCAUGUCAGUUACGGCGGGGCUGCAUUAAACAGAUCAAUGUCUCAGGUUUUGGUAAACUGUCUGCGUUACUACCUCCGGAAGCCAGAAACCGAUAUUGAUAGUUACUGA
Molecule: messenger RNA, 837 nt
Organism: Vicia faba (fava bean)
Lineage: Eukaryota; Viridiplantae; Streptophyta; Magnoliopsida; Fabales; Fabaceae
Source: the annotation of a GenBank genome assembly